CCGGGAGGUGUGAGGGCUGCCCCCGCUGGGGUGGCCGGGGCCGCGGUGUGCCCUGAGGGGCUGGGGUCGCGCCGGGCGCGGCGCCUCGGAGAGGUGUGAGUGUGCUGGGGGCGGCUCACCUGCCGCGGGGGGUGGUGAGCGGCGCGGCGGCGGCGGCGGCGGCGAGCGGGGAGCAGGUGCCACUUGAAGAAUGGAUGAUGACGAUUUCGGUGGUUUUGAGGCUGCGGAGACAUUUGAUGAUGGCCAUGGCGAACCUCAGGCAACGUCCCCUGCCAUCCCGUGGGCUGCCUUUCCCACAGUGUCUGCAGUCCACCUGUCGCCGGCUGCUCCUGACCUCGUAGUGGACCGUGACCACCCUGCCGCCCUCGGCCGCCUCUCCUCUGAUGCCGUCACUUCCUCCCCGGAGAAUACACAAGCAGACAACAGCAGUAUCCAGCAGUCAACGCACACUCAUCUGGAUAUCUCACUGUUUCCGUUGGGUUUAACUGAUGAGAAAAGCCAUGGAACGCUUGCCCUUGUGGAUGACUCUGAGGGUCCUGGAGCCCAUGUGUCAGACAUCCAGCUUCAGCAGAAGAUUACAAGUCUGGAGAUGAAGCUCAAAGCGUCUGAAGAAGAAAAACUGAGAAUUAAGAAGGAUGUGGAAUCGCUGAUGGAAAAGCAUAGUGUCUUAGAAAAAGACUUCCUAAAAGAAAAAGAACAGGAGGCUCUCUCUUUCCAAGAUAGAUACAAAGAACUUCAGGAUAAACAUAAGCAAGAGUUGGAAGACAUGAGGAAGGCUGGUCAUGAAGCUCUCAGUAUUAUUGUGGAUGAAUAUAAGGCACUGCUGCAGUCUUCAGUUAAGCAACAAGUGGAAGCUCUUGAAAAACAGUACAUUUCUGCCAUUGAGAAGCAAGCACACAGGUGUGAGGAGUUGCUGAAUGCCCAGCAUCAGAGGCUCCUGGAAAUGUUAGAUACAGAGAAGGAACUCUUAAAAGAAAAAAUAAAGGAAGCUUUGGUUCAGCAGUCUCAAGAACAGAAGGAAAUAUUGGGAAAAUGUCUGGAGGAAGAAAGACAAAAAAAUAAGGAGGCAUUAGAAUCUGCUACAAAGCUUGAGAAAGAAGCAGUGAAGGAUGCGGUUUUAAAAGCCAUAGAAGAAGAAAGGAAAAUUUUGGAAAAAGUCCAUGCUGAAGAAAGGGAAUUAUGGAAGACAGAGCAUGCAAAAGAUCAAGAAAAAGUAUCUGAGGCAAUUCAGAAAGCUGUACAGGAACAAAGGAAAAUAAGUCAGGAAACUGUUAAGGAAGCAAUAAUGGAGGAGCAGAAGCGAAGUGAAAAGGCUGUGGAAGAGGCAGUGAGAAGAGCAAGGGAGGAACUGAUAGAGUAUGUCAAAGAACAGAAGAGGGCACAGCAGCCAUCCACAGAGGCCUUCUGCGUGGGAUUCAGUCUGCGCAUCUUGCCUCAGGGGAGUCACUGCAUUUUCAGCCUACCGUGUUCCUGAGGGCCUAACUCUGUGAAGACACAAGCCUGUGCCACCCAGUCAGUUGGCUUCCCAGGGAGCAGUGGGUUCACAGAAAACGCCUGUUACCAUCUCUGCCUGGGAAAAGCUUGUCUUAAAGUAUCCAGCAGUGAGUGAAGAUAGAGUGAAAUUCAUUCAAGACUUCUGUGGCCACGUCCCUUUUUAUUUGGGGGAGGGGGAGGGAGUAUCUUCUUUACUGUGGAGAGACCACUGACCGGGAGAGCUCCUCUCAGCACAGAGGGAGGCCUAUGGUGCUCAGCUUGACUGCAGCCUUUGUGAGCUGUCUAGUGCGUGACUCCUGUUUUCGUCCCCAUCCCUGGCGGCCAACACCUGACUCUUUGAUUCUAUGAAUUUGAUGACUUCAGAUGCUUCAGACAGUGGAAUUGUGUAAUAUGUGUCGUUCCGACUGCCUUGUUACACCUGGCGUAUGUCCUGAAGGCCACUUUGCAGUACAUCACAUUUUCUCUAUCGACUGUCAUGGCAGUGGACAUUUAGGUCAUUUCCACAUUUUAAUGAUGCAUGGCUAAACCUUAUUUGAGCUCUAAACCUGAACAAGGUAUCAUUUAGCCAAUCAAACCCAUAUUUUAGAGUAACACUUCUGUGAUCAACAUGGAAGACUUUUCCUAAAACAGUUAUUAAAUCAUACCACGUUUCUACCAGAGAGAGUAAUGCAGGUACCAUUGAAAUGCUUGAAGAGUAAGAGUAAGAACCACCUUUUCAUCUGGUCCACGUGGAAGGCACUUUAACCCCUGAAGAGAAACAACUGUGUGUUCUGGCAAAUCCUGCUGACGGACUGGGACAUGUUUGUACUGAUCAGAUAAACUAGUUAUCACAUGUAUAGAUGUCCCUUAACAGUAAAAUCCUGACAAUAGGUCUUGGCUGCACCAGAGCUGCACUUCUACAUGCUUACUUCCUUUUCCAUAAAUGACAGUUAAUUGAUACCUACCUGUGCAGCCAUUAAGGGUUAGUACAUGUUCCCGAAUAACACGCUGAUCCACAGACUCUAUAAAAUCUGUGAUUUUUACCACCUUCACAUUAUUUUUUAAAAACCCAGAAACGUCUGGUAGCAUUAUUUUUUGUAAUUAUGCUUCUCAUGCUAGUGUUUGGCAUUCUCUCUCCUCUAAAGUUUACAGUGUGAACUGUAAAAUUUUAUUCCACUCCUGUUACCAAUUCACAGAUGAUUAAAAC
Molecule: messenger RNA, 2680 nt
Organism: Lepus europaeus (European hare)
Lineage: Eukaryota; Metazoa; Chordata; Mammalia; Lagomorpha; Leporidae
Gene: CCDC91
Product: coiled-coil domain containing 91
Exons: 13
Coding region: 191-1474 (427 amino acids)
Biological process (GO): Golgi to lysosome transport
Cellular component (GO): trans-Golgi network
Source: RefSeq, a predicted model, not a curated record